AUGUCCGCCACCGACUGGUCUCACAUCACCGUCUGUCGUCUUGGGUAUCCUGGCGAAGGCCCGGAACGGUCCCCAGCGACAAUUCUAAUCGGCGUUCACCACAAUACGGUGGACUUGGCCCAGGCCUCUGAGUUACUUCGUUCGGCAGCCGAUGUCGUUUACCAGUUUGCCGAGCUUCGUGAUGUGGCAAUUGAGAUCAUCGAAAGCGUUGUUUGCAUCAGUGCAUCCGACUCUUCUACUGCUCCCCCUCGAGACCGAAUCUGGGACGGGCCCUUUGGGUACAAAUUCAACGAAGCUUUCUGCUCCCAGCCCGUCAUCGGCGCCAGUAUCGGUGUCUCAGGGUCGACCAAAUCAGGCACAUUGGGUGGCUACCUCAAAAUUGGCACGGCCACCAAGUCACGAUAUGUAGCACUGACUUGCCAUCAUGUUUUGCGUGAUGGCGGGGCCGCACAUUCCCCUCUUGACGGACGUCACCCAGCGGUCAUUGAAGGCACGCUGAAUCAUCCGCCCCUUCCUGAACUCCGAAUCAAGCGCACGGUCGAUAAGGAGAUUGAGGAGAACGAAAACCUCGAGCUCAGCCCGGCGCUCAAAGCCGAGCGGGCGCUCAGCAAGGCUACUCUUGAGCUGCUUAACCGCCUAGAGAAAGAACUAGAGGGCAUGGAGUACCAAAAGACAGAGGUCAUGAGUUUCCUCAACGACUUCGCGGAACUCUACUGUAUGUCUGGAUUGCGUGUGUCGAGAGAUGACUGGAUUCUAGACUGGGGCUUGGCCGAGCUGCUCCAAAGUCGGGUUGGAUCGUUUGACAAUCUUUCAAGUGCUCUUAGCUACGACGCUAUCUUGGAGAUCCGGUCUCGUGAGCGCAAUGCAUGGUCACUGAGGGACAAAGGUGGCAUCAUUUCGGUUGAUGAGCUUGCCACAAAAACCUCGCCUGGGAACGAGACGACGAGACGCCGCAACAAGAAUGUUGUGUUUAAAUGUGGCCAGUGGACAGGCAAAACCUGUGGCGAACUCAAUGGUGUCCAUUCGAGUAUCCGGAUAUGUCACAAGGUAGCGGGCACCUCUGAUGUUACUAUAAUGGGCAAGACCAUGGUUGUUGUAUCGCUUUCUAAGCUUCCUCAGCAAUGGCCCGUCCCAUGGCCCGGCGACAGGUUUCCCUUUGGUGGAGAUGGAGAUUCUGGGAGUCUUGUCUUUGAUUACCAGGGCAAGGCUCUAGGUCUGUAUUUUGGAGGACAGCGUUGGACAGAGGAUCCAAAGGUGGCUCCACCUGUUGGGAUCGCCCGGGCCUCAGUCGGCGGCAUCCACUUUGUUAUGCCCAUUGUCCCGAUUAUAGACUCCGUCCAGGCUACAGUACAGGACGAUCCUUUCUUUGAGGGUCUUCCUGUCGGUGUCAAGUUCCUUUGGGGUAAACCCUUGCUGGGUUAA
This is a messenger RNA of Dichotomopilus funicola, 1422 nucleotides long. RefSeq lists its product as uncharacterized. The transcript has 4 exons. The record is from RefSeq and is a predicted model, not a curated record. NCBI's taxonomy places the organism in Eukaryota, Fungi, Ascomycota, Sordariomycetes, Sordariales, Chaetomiaceae. Bases 1 to 1422 code for a protein of 473 amino acids.